This is a messenger RNA of Microplitis mediator, 981 nucleotides long. Its product is annotated as anaphase-promoting complex subunit 15-like. Gene Ontology annotation, cellular component: anaphase-promoting complex. The transcript is spliced from 3 exons. NCBI's taxonomy places the organism in Eukaryota, Metazoa, Arthropoda, Insecta, Hymenoptera, Braconidae. The record is from RefSeq and is a predicted model, not a curated record. Gene Ontology annotation, biological process: regulation of mitotic cell cycle spindle assembly checkpoint. The coding region runs from base 408 to 809 and encodes 133 amino acids.
GAUCCUGCUGCUGGUUUCUAUGGACGUAGAUUAGGUUUGUAGUAGUGGUGAAGUUGAGUUGGUGGGGAAAUAAAGCUAUGAAAGUUUGCGGUGGUGGUGGUGAGUGAAUGUGUCUGAUAUUAAUUCCGAACUGAAGAUCACGUGCCGCUGAGAUAACGACAGCAAUCGAUCAUCUGGAAAAUUUACGCGGUAAUUUUGAAUUUUAUUGCAAGAUGGCGUAGCUGGUGUAUCUAUUGUUGGUGGGUUAUCUUUGGUAGGUAACGCGGGGUUAUUUUAAAUUUUAAAUGCGCGUGCGCUGGAAGUAGUAGAUCGUCUUGUGUUUUGUCAUGGAGGCCAUUGUAUUUUUCUACGCCAGAGUUGGAAGUUAAAAGUUGAUUUAAUUUGAAGAUUUUAUUAUAAUUUUGAUCAUGUCUUUCAUGCCGUUGUGGCCGAAUUUGCAGCCUAGAGCUACAGAUCCGUUGUGGUUUAAUGUCGACAAGCCGAUUGAUGAUGAAGAAGAAGUUGAGAAGCUGGAGACUGUGAACCAAGCAUGGAAAGAUCGAGUCAAAGCUCUGUACAGUGAUCAGAUACCUAUCGGAAAGUCUGCUAGCGAUUUUCGUGGUUCAGAGGAAGAAGAUGACGAGGAAGAGGAGGAAGAAGGCGAAGGUGAGGAAGAAGAAGAGUCUGACACUCAUGAAGAAGAGGAAGAAGAGUUUGAUGAAAUCGACAUGGAAGUCAGUUACACUCACCAGCAACAAAGAUCCAGUCCAACUGAUACCCCAACUGAUCCAGUCUCCAUCAGAAUGGUGACUACUUCUCGAUACUCUUAAGAAAUUAAUCAUUAAUUUACUAUUUAUUAUUUAUUAUCAACUAAUUCAAUUACUAUUUAUUUGUCACAUAAAUUUUUUGCGCCUGUGCUUUGUUUUAAAAAUUACCAUUAAAUUAAAUCAAACGCGUCGUAAAUAAUAAUACCAGUUAUUAGAUAAUAAAACUUAUGAUAAU